This is a messenger RNA of Erythranthe guttata (spotted monkey flower), 1575 nucleotides long. RefSeq names its product Leucine-rich repeat protein kinase family protein. Gene Ontology annotation, molecular function: ATP binding; receptor serine/threonine kinase binding; protein kinase activity. The record is from RefSeq and is a predicted model, not a curated record. NCBI's taxonomy places the organism in Eukaryota, Viridiplantae, Streptophyta, Magnoliopsida, Lamiales, Phrymaceae. Gene Ontology annotation, biological process: protein phosphorylation.
AUGGCAUUCAUCAUCUCUGCAUAUUUAUUGGUCUUCUUCACUUCAAUUAUUACAUCAAUUCCUAUGAUCAUAUUCACAGCAACUGUAGUAGAAGACCUAAACAACUUACAGCCACCUGCUAAUUUCAACUCCACAAUCACAAACAACUGCCUCACAAACCCUUCCCUCAGAUACUGCGGUACCACCGCCGCCGCUUACGAUCUUCGCGAAAUUUUCAAGUUCACAAUCGUCGCGAGCCAUUUAUGCAACAUUUCGAAGAAUCCAAACUGCGUCGAAUCUUUUCCGAAAAUCGACCUUCACAGCCAACCGAAAUUAGCACCGCUUUACCUAUCGUUCACUUUCUUCUGGAAAUUCUGCCCCUUAACCGUAUCGUCGAUCGAUCUUUCGAACAAUUCGUUGGAUGGAAAUUUCCCAAUUGAUAUAUUGCAUUGCUCUCAAAUUCAGUUUCUCGAUUUGAGUCAUAAUAAUUUUUCGGGUGAUUUCCCAAUGCAGAAUUUUUCGGUUCUUGAAAACCUCACUUUCCUUAACCUAUCUUAUAACGACUUCUCCGAGUGUAGAAUCUCGGAAGCCCGUUUCUUCGAGCGUUUUAAUUCUACGAGUUUUAUCCAUUCGGGCCUUAUUCCGAAUCACAAAGAGUUUAAGAUCAAGGCAGUGCUUUUAUUAGUUGGUUUUCCAGUUCUUGUUAUAGCAAUGGUGGUUUGUUGGGGAUGGAUUAUAUGUUUCAAAAGCAAACACAACUUUACACCAUCGAUUCUAGAAUCAGCGACGGAUGGAUUUUCGAGACGAAAUUUGGUCGGUAAAAAUAAAGAAUCGAGUACAUACAGAGGGGUUUUAAAAGAUGGAAGAGAAGUAAGAAUCGAGAUUUAUUUGGGUAAUAAUAAAAUGUCGAGAGACGAACGAAGGAGAUUCGUCGAACAAUGUAAGGUUCUUGUUCGGUUACAGCACAAAAACUUAGUCCCUGUACUUGGCUGGUGCGAUAGCAGUCGAUUUAGCGGCAUUGUCACCGAAUGGAUAAACGGAGAGAACAUCGAAACAUGGCUGACAAACAAUGCUCCUCCGUGGAAGCAAAGGGUAAAAGUAAUAUUACGAGUUGCUGCCGGAAUUUGCUAUUUGCAUCAAGAGUGGCCCCACAUUGGUUACAACCUUAAAACAAGAAACAUAGUCCUGUCUGAAGAUGGAGAACCGAUUAUAACGAGUUUCAAAAUCGACGAUCAUCACAGCAGCAAAACGAAAACAUGCAAGUUUGGAAUAUUUAUGUUGGAGAUAGUGACGAAUAGGAGGGCGGUGGAGGAGUUCGAGAAGAAGGAGAUUGGUUUUGUCGAGUGGGUGAAAUUGAAUUAUUCCGAACAUGUGGAGAAUGUGAUCGACAAGAGAAUGAAGAAGACGGCAGAAAUUGUUGCCGAGGCUGCAGAGGUAAUCGAGUUUGGGCUGAUGUGUGCAGAUAUAUCGAAUAGUCGGCAAUUAAAAUGGGAUAAAAUAUGGGAUUUGCUGUCGAAAAUGGCUUCCGCAGCACGAUUAGCUUCGCCAGAUCAUCAUCAUAGGACAACACCUGGUUUAGACAGAGGCAGAGUUUAA